Metopolophium dirhodum (rose-grain aphid) is the source of this 921-nucleotide messenger RNA. Its product is annotated as stress-associated endoplasmic reticulum protein 2. Bases 348 to 542 code for a protein of 64 amino acids. Gene Ontology annotation, biological process: endoplasmic reticulum unfolded protein response. The record is from RefSeq and is a predicted model, not a curated record. The transcript has 3 exons. Lineage: Eukaryota; Metazoa; Arthropoda; Insecta; Hemiptera; Aphididae. Gene Ontology annotation, cellular component: endoplasmic reticulum.
CGACGUGCCAACGCGGACCGCACCACGACGACCGCCGCUGACUGCCACCCGCCUUACAAGUUACGAGGAGUCGAGGCAUUGUGCGUACACACACGUACGUGCAACCAGUAUCGUCUAAACUACUAACGGUUCUUAUUUCACAUUCACUAUUUCACAGUGUAAAAUUUCACUCCACCACCGUCCACUACCAGUCUAGACACGUCAGUGGUUUGUAUUCACUAUUCAGUGCAGUGUGCACGUCGUCGGUACUCCGUUACUACUAUUUGCUCGUGUAACGCGUCAGUUUGCCACGUAUUCACGUUCUUUUUGCAAUCACCCAUAUCCAUCAAACGUUCGAUACGUGCAUAAUGGCACCUAAACAGAGGAUGAGGAUCGCCAACGAGAAGGCCAGCAAAAACAUCACGCAACGGGGCAACGUACCCAAAUCUACGAAAUCAGAGAAAAAUAAAACACCUGUUAGUCCGUGGCUGCUGGCACUAUUUUUAUUUGUUGUAUGCGGAUCUGUUAUAUUUCAACUCAUACAAAGCAUAAGAAGUGCGUGAGUGCCAAUUCUUAAUGCUACUACAGUUCAUAUUUUCAUCAACAUUCUUGCAUCUCAAAAUGUUAUUCCCUUCAAUGUAUUUUUUUUUUAAUUGUGUUAUAUUGUCUGGUACAUAAUUAUUUUCUUUAUUAUAAUUUUCUUCUUAUAUAUUUUGUUUUUUUUUUUAAAUGAAACAUCAAUUAUUGGUACCAAAAUUUGUUUUUAUUUUAAACUUAUUAUAUACCUAUCAUGCAAUUUAUACUUCAUAAUUUCUUUUGUGAAAUGUUUAAAAUUUUUGUUAUAACAGCUAACCUCAAUUUCUUUAUAAGUUAUUAAUUAUAUUUUUUUAUCAAUGCUAAUUGAAAUACUUGUAUAUAUAUAAUAAAUUGAAACUAAAUGAA